AUGCAGUCUCGUAACUUUUGGUUGCAUAUGAUUCAAGCAGAGGUGUUCAAGCAAGAACUUUACUUACUCAAGUCAAACAAGAGGUUAUCAAGAAACAGCGCUCUGAUAUCAUUAAAUCCAUUCCUAGACGCAAAUGGUCUACUCCGCGUUGGCGGAAGAUUGGAGCAUUCUCAUCUACCAUUUCAAUCCAAACAUCCAGUUCUACUAGCUGAUCAUCCAAUUACUACAAUGCUCAUUCGCUACACGCACAUAGCCUCGCUGCACGCCGGUCUUCAGUCUACCCUGUCUAAAAUUCGCCAAGAAUUUUGGAUUAUAAAAUCUAGGCCUUUAGUUAAAUCAGUUAUCUACAGGUGCGUUCGAUGCACGCGAGAAAGAGCUCAGGUAGCCAAUCAGUUAAUGGGUCAACUCCCAUCAACUCGAGUCUCAACGCCAACGAGGGCGUUUUUGCACAGCGGCAUCGAUUAUGCCGGUCCAGUGCUCAUUCGAGCCUCUGCUGGUCGAGGAAUCACCUCACGAAAGGCUUACAUAGCCGUUUUCAUAUGUUUGGCAACUCGAGCCAUUCAUCUCGAGUUGGUCAGCGAUUAUUCAACGCCAGCAUUUUUGAACGCAUUUCAACGAUUUUGCGCCAGACGAGGCUUGCCAGCAGUUAUGUAUUCGGAUAACGGUACAACAUUCACAGGAGCCGAUAAAGAGCUAUCCCGCGCGUAUCGGGAUGCUCAACGCAAUACGGAUUUUCUCAAUUUAAUCGCAACAGAUAGGAUCACUUGGAGUUUCAUCCCGCCUCAUGCUCCUCAUUUUGGAGGACUAUGGGAGGCAGGAGUGAAGAGUGUCAAACACCACCUUCGUCGAAUUGUAAGCUCACACGCAUUGACAUUUGAGGAGUUCACGACAGUGUUGUGCAAAAUUGAGGCUAUCCUCAACUCAAGGCCGCUUUCUCCACUCAAUGAUACUCCAGAUGACUACGAGUUCCUGACCCCAGGUCACCUUUUGAUUGGGACUGCCAUUACUACGAAUCCGGAACCUUCCGUUCUACAAUUGAACGAAAACAGAUUGUCGCGAUGCAACCAAAUGCCUGUUAUUGUUCAAUAUGUAAUCACUGAAUCUCACUCGAAAAAUCAUUAA
Molecule: messenger RNA, 1122 nt
Organism: Nylanderia fulva
Lineage: Eukaryota; Metazoa; Arthropoda; Insecta; Hymenoptera; Formicidae
Source: RefSeq, a predicted model, not a curated record